Molecule: messenger RNA, 5313 nt
Organism: Amoebophrya sp. A120
Lineage: Eukaryota; Dinophyceae; Syndiniales; Amoebophryaceae
Source: the annotation of a GenBank genome assembly
GCCGUGGUGCGAAAACAAAGAAAGAAAUCGGUCCUGUAGAUCCAAAAAAAAGUCUUUCCACAUGCUCCAACUCUGCAGCGCGGGAAUCAGGCAUGACCUACGACUAACAAUUGUAUUUAAUACGGGUUUAGGGCUUUACUUACAUAGUGGCGUCGGUAGAAACAAAUUCAUAGAUCAUGACCUUGUAGAAACUUCUAAAUAGAUCAGGGUUUAGGGCAAAGGCGUGUUUCCACGUCAGAGAGGCGUCCACACUGCUCUAUCCUAGUCGUGUGCCAGGCUGCGAACAGAUGUAAGCCCGCUCCUGUCUAUCGAGGGUUAGAGUAAGAGGCUCCGCCAAUCACCACGGUAGAAAGGAAAGGAAAGGUAAAAUCUGAAACGGAUGAAUCUGUAAUGCAAAGGAAACGGAUGAAUCUGUAAUGCAAAUCUGAUGAAGUGUAGUGAAUCUGUAAUGUAAAUCUCAUAGCUUCCUCUCGUCUUCGUCCAGCUCCAGUGCCAGGUCACGAAAUGUCGUGAUUUUCAAACACGUAAACCCAAAGCCAAGAAAAUUCGCGCACUUUCCUGGGCUCCGGUGCAGUUGGUGUGGUGAAUCAAGAGGAUUUUUCGCAUUUGCUUCGGUUUUUGGCGCAAUUUUUCAAACACCCAAACCCUAAAUCAAAAAAACUCGCGCGUGUUCUGGGGUUUAGCGGCAAUUUUGUACACAUCCAAGCCCCAAGCCAAGGAGGCACGCGCACUUCCGUGAGCUUAUUUGUUGCGUUUGCAUUUUUUAGCGCCCCCGCCCGAAGACAGGGCAGCUGUCGCUAUUUUUUGGGGUUUCGACGCAUUCUCCCAAGCUCCUGAACCCGAAGCCAGCGGGCUUCGCGCAUUUUCUUGAAUUUUGCCGCAACCUUUGAAGAACGCCGAAGCCACAACCCAAGAAAGGACGAAGCUGAAGCCCCCCAAGCCAGCACGUUCUCCAUUUUUGUGGGCUCCAGCCCGCGCGUGAGCUCCUUUGUGCGCACAGUAGACAGAUAGAUAGGGCUCGAAAUCUUGGGCCCGCAACCCCCCCGCGCUCCCUUUUUUGGGUUUGCGCUGAAUGGAAAACCGGCGCGGCCCGAUUUUGCCGGGCCCACUUGGAGGCGCGGCAGGUCUCGCGGCGCUAUCCUCCCGGAGCGCCACCUACCGUGGCGCCCUCCAGGCGCGCGGCGAAGUUGAGGGCCUGGGAACUGGGGGCGCCGCUCUUUUUGAUGGCCCGGCCGCCUGCCGGCCCCGCUUGCGAAGCGAACCGCCUGCGCAUUGCAGCAAGUGGCGCAGCGCGCCCGCGCAGCCGCCCAGGAGAUCCAGACAGCGCAGCCCAAGGCCGCGCGGGGCGCUCGCGCUCGCUCUAUCUGCUUGCAUUUAAGUAAUUGCUCGCGCCUGCCGUGAGUCGGUUGCUCAAGCGGAUGACUUUUGAACAUUCUUUCCCCCAAGAAUUUAGUAUUACCAGCAACAGCGCAAAACCAAAACUGCAACUGCAACAAGAAAAAGUAAAAACGGUAAGUAGCGUCGAGUACGUGUACGAGUAACAUCAUCGGUUGAGGACUCUACUACAUUUACAUUCGUUGGUUCUGUUUGAAUUGAAACGUAGAAUGUUGCCCUAGCACCGUCGUAGAAAUAACAGUGUUUCAUCAUCGGUAGAAGUUGUUCUAUAGGAAGAACAUGUAUUUCGGUUUUCGUGGAAGAAAUUUUAUUGUAGCUUCCUUUCCUCGUCUUCGUCCAGCUCCAGUGCCAGGUGACGAAAUGUCGGCCUUGCGUACUGUCGUCCAGUAGAAAACUACGAAAUGUCGUCCUUGCAUGAUAGAUCAAGUCACUCCAUUUUUCGUCCAACACAUUUUUGUACACAAACCAGAGGCAAGAACAUUCUCCGUCUCACAAAGAGAUCGGUGGAAGUGCUGAUUGGUUUUGCUCCUUGACAUUUUGAUUUUUGCUGAAGAUCUUCACACCAAAUCUCUUCUCUUAAAUACCAUCGAACAGGACGAAUGUUAGCCCCAAAACGCAGGUACAACUCCCCCCAUUUUUGACAGUAUCUGAAAAAUCUUAGUUUUUCGUCCUCUUCUCUCCUUUGGUUUUCUCUGUAGUUCUCGACGCGAAGCUUCGCCUUUUUCUUCUUGUUUAGUUGCCUUCUCAUGUAAAACCUAGUGUCAUCUAUUACACCCCGAUCCUGAAGAGCUCCAGCAACAGUUGCCAAUUUUUCCAGCUGGAGCGGGAAGCCGGCAGUAUGAACUUCAGAACCAGCAUGGGAGGACCAUGUCGACCCUCGGCGCGGCAACUCCUUGCCCUAUCCAUCCCGCUAUUUUCCAUGACAAAGACCGGGGUUCUUGUAUUCGCGCAAAAAUCUUCUGUCCCCAACACGCCACACCGUGUCGCAGACCCGGCGAGGUCUUCUACUGUUGCAAGAACCCGCGGCGGAAGUUCUAAGGCGCAGAAACAACAUGGUGGGAAGAUGAAAAACCAAAACGGGAUGAACAACAAAAAACAAGACUUCGCCACGCCGUUUCUGAAGAAGAUUUUGGUGCAAGGGGCCGAGGGGUUUGGGAACCACCCGCAGGACUUUGUUAUCGACCAACUCGACGGGGCGGUGACCACGGAGGAAUCAUCUGCGGAGGUGCAAAGCACGGCCACCUCUACCUCUUCCGAGGACGGAAAUCAAGCUCCUGAGCAAGCAGGGGCUUGGAGCAAGCUCAUGCAGGAGGGCAGUUCGUCGGAUUCCGCUGCAGCUCUUGAGCAGAAGCAGGGUGAGGCGAGCAAAGCCGACGCAGCAGCCUCGAUGAAGAUGGGACCGGAACAGCAAGCAGCUGGAGCUGCUCCUGCAGCCGGUGACAAGUUGCAGUUGGAAGGCGCCGCGGGGGAACAAAAGGACGCGAGUGCGGAGGAUGAAGACUCGGAGAGCGAGGACGAAGAGCAGCCGGAGCAGCAGGACCCCGGAACGCGGCCGCCGGAGAUGCACAGCAUGUACUCCCCCGGCCUGAUGAUGCGCCUGGAGUUUUGGGUGUGAGAAAGACUAAGUGCAUAAGAUGCGAUUUCUUUUUUCAAACUUGUACAUUAGAAAAGUAUAUCAAAAACACGACGACUUGAUUCAACUUUUUUACCGUUAGGCUCUGUCAGACGACCACCCCGAUCAUCUUCCCGUUUAUGAUUUUAUUCAGUUUCACAAACAACCCUACUUUGAUUUUUUGGUUUUUGAAAAGUUAGAAAGACGUACUAGGAAAAAGAAUGGACCUGUCUAGGCUAGACGUUCGUUCCAGAUAUGCGUCACAAUGGAAUGAGUAGAUGAACCCCCGAUCCCGAAGACAAACUCUAAGUCAACAGUUUACUCCCCGUGCUAUUUAUUCGUUUUCACUGGGCCCACUGAUUUUCCGUGAAGGUGACGGCAGGACCUGCCGCCGGUGCUUGCGGUUAUCGUCUCGCAUCAUUCCUGAGAAAGUAAAAAUGUUGUUCAAAACAAAAAUGGAAUCGUCAAUCACUACAAAAAAUAACCUCGUUCGCGACGUCCAUGGUCUUGUCAUUGUCGUGUUUUGGUGGUAAGUAAACUUUCUUUCGUUAUGCAAAUCGUCUUCGCUCUGAAACCACAGCACCUCGUACGAACGUGGAAUACGAAGAUACCUGGAGCCGCCGAUCGACGACGGGGGGGAGUGCUACAAGUCAAGGUGACGAAUGCGAGAUUGCCAGACGGCUCGAAGCACACCGUGUCGCGUACCAUCGACCCUGCCGCCUAUGGCAAUAGCGCUACGCUUGCCCUCGAAGCAGCGAUAGCCCUCAAGACGCAGAUCCUAGUUGACCCGGCCCCGUUUAUCGCAGAUACGAAAUCACGACGGAAACCGAGAAAGAAGAAAGGCGUAGUGGACGAUGUGGUCUGAGUGCAAGUUAGUCUAGAAAAGCAUACUGUAUACAAAAAACACAAAAAAAAAAGAACGCUGUCUAUAUAAAAGCCAAGCGUGUUGCAGCUUGUCUUUUCCCCUUUUUUUUACUUUUUCCUUUUCUCUUUCGACCGAAAUAUUAUAGCAUCGGUCUCGAAGGACGGUGCUGCGAAGUGAGCCAGUUCGAGCGACCACACAUGCUCUCUUUGCACUAUAGCCGUGAGGCCCGACGUUUUUCAUGUUAUUUCUAUUUGUUUAGACCUGUGUAUCGAUUCCGUUUUAGUAGCGUAUCUUGAUCAUCUUGCUCUAGCCUCCAAAGCAGGAAGCAAUGCACCAAACGCCGGCGCUAUGGUUCAUUUUUCUGGUACUUUGUAAGUCCAAACAGCGCGCCUUGUCCCCAUGGUAUGGUGGACAAUCCGCGCUAUCUAAGGCGAGGACUUCAAGGAAUUUGUCUGCAAAAAUCUGGAACUUUACUAUACCAUGCUCCAAGUUUUAAACUAAUACAGCGACUCCCAAGGUUUAAAGUAAGUGAGUUUUAUAGUUUCUCGCAUUUCACAACGAUCUCCAAUUUUCUUUAGUUUAACCAAUGGUCCCCAAGUCUCCUAGUUCUGUUGUCUGCUUAAAAAUGUUUCCAACAGACGCUAAACGCAAACACACUAAUAUUUUACGACCGAAGUUGGAGUUGCGAGUGCGUGGCUUCAGUUUCGAGUCUACCUAUCUGGGCAGAUAGACGCUCAGAAGGUUUUUACUUACACAGAGACGCAGUAGUGGAAAUAGUUUACAGAUCAUUUUUGUAAGAAUGCUGAUACAUAAUUGGUUUAGGGUUCCGGCUUGUGUUCAGGCCUGAGAGGCGACCACACUGCUCCUUCCUAGUCGUGUGCCAGCUCGCGAAAAGAUGUAAACCCGCGUCUGUCUAUCGAGGGAUUGAGUAAGAGGCAACGCCAAUCACCACCUAAUUCCCGUCCACCUAAUUCCCGUCCUAGUGCGGCGAGGGGCGGCAACGGCCGGCUGAGCUGAACAAGCGUGCGGAGACUGCGGCGGGGGAUGGAUGAUCAGGGACUGACUUUUCUAGAUGUUUGUGAUAUUCUUUUGAGGCAGCGAUCAAAGUCACUUAUUGUGGGUUCCGGUGAGAGUAUGAUCGCCUGCCACUGGGCUACUGGCGGGAAAAAAAGCGUUUGUAUUUCUUGUCGGAAGACUUUUCAGCGCAGUCUAUCUGCUCAGCACUGGAGUCCUAGGUUCAUACACCUGGCGGGACUAUUUGUCGCGCGGUGGGCUGUAGCUACUUGCAUCGCGACCAAUAUCCAAGCUUGGGUUCCGGGGGGAAGAUGGUCUUAGUGUAGCUCUCACGUUCAUGUUGAUUUGUCACCCUGCCAUGCGAUACCUCAUCUAAAAAUCAAAAUAAUAACAGGUUGAGGAAGGGUGGCGCGAGGCGUUUGCCACG